AUGGUUGUUCGACCUCAAUGGUUACGACGUGUAGCUGAUUCUCCUGCAGGUUUUCGUGCUGAAUUAACUGACAAUUUAGAUUCAAAUAAUGUAUCACCUAUGCCUGUAAUUUUCUUCAUAAACAAACUUGCGGGUGGUCAAAAAGGUGAAGAAAUCUAUCGUAAGCUUGUUCGUCUAGUCAAUCCUCGUCAGGUUUUUUUACUUGAAAAUGAUACAACCAUCAUACAAGCUUUAAACAUCUAUUCGACUCUGGUCAAUAUUCAUAUAUGUAUUUGUGGAGGUGAUGGAACAGUUGCUUGGAUACUCAGUCAUCUUAUCGAUACCUUUCCAUCGUUCAAAAACCCGCCAGUUAGCAUUUGUCCGUUAGGUACAGGUAAUGAUUUAUCACGUGUAUUAGGUUGGGGUUAUGAAUGCGAUUCAAAACGAUUGCUAAGAACACUUACUCAGAUCCCUCAUGCACAACCCUUGGUGCUCGAUUGUUGGCAGAUCAAAUUCGAAACAUUGGAAAUGACACCUACAGAAUCCAAUCACGAACAUCUAGUUGCUCGUCUACGCCGUCGUUUUUUUUUCGAUGAUCCAAAAUUUGUUCGUAAUACAAAUCGAUUAAAUGAAAAUGUUUAUGAACCCGAAGCGUAUCCAUUAAUUAAUUCAUACUGGAAAUAUUUUAAUGAUAAUAAUAUUAUUUUUUUAGGAGAUCAGUUUAAUAAUCCUAUCGUUACAUGA
This is a messenger RNA of Rotaria sordida, 723 nucleotides long. NCBI's taxonomy places the organism in Eukaryota, Metazoa, Rotifera, Eurotatoria, Philodinida, Philodinidae. The record is from the annotation of a GenBank genome assembly.